Molecule: messenger RNA, 3924 nt
Organism: Ictalurus punctatus (channel catfish)
Lineage: Eukaryota; Metazoa; Chordata; Actinopteri; Siluriformes; Ictaluridae
Product: 4-galactosyl-N-acetylglucosaminide 3-alpha-L-fucosyltransferase 9
Exons: 3
Coding region: 248-1369 (373 amino acids)
Cellular component (GO): membrane
Molecular function (GO): alpha-(1->3)-fucosyltransferase activity
Source: RefSeq, a predicted model, not a curated record
UGUGUUAAAAGAACUACAGGAAGAGAAAAGUCAACAGCGGCAUUUCGGUUCAGUCGACAGGACUUAAUGACAUGUGAAGGAAGAACAGCCAGGAGCAGGCUGCAGGAGAGUUACUGAACAAGUGGACUGCGUAGAGUUUUUGCACAAACACUUAAUAAAUUAUCUAUAUUUCUACAACCCGGUUCUUGACUGGUCUCCUGUCUUCUGAAAGAUUUACAACAAUAUAAACCUUUACAAGGGAUCUGGGAUGAUGCUUCCCACAUCUAAACUACCACAGCUUGGCCUGGUAGUAACUUGUUGGCUUGGAGGACUUUUAACUUGUUUGUUGUUUUUACAGUAUAACUCACCAAAAUGCGCACCUCAAUACAUUCCUCCGUUCAAGCCCGACAAUAACAAGAGCGUAAACUUCUCGAAACCCAUUUCGACCACAUCUGGUCAGCCCAAGGAGGAAAAACCCAUCCUGCUGCUGUGGUUCUGGCCUGAAAACUACAGGUGGAACUUUCAAGACUGUAAGACCAUAUACAACAUCGACGGCUGCCAUUUGACCGAUGACAGAAACCUUUACAACCAAGCGGAUGCGGUCCUCAUUUUCCACAAAGCUAUCAAACACGAUCUCUCCAACCUUCCGCCGUCUCCCCGGCCACCUUUUCAAAAAUGGAUCUGGCUCCAUGUAGAAUCGCCGACCAACACGCCAAGGAUCCCAGGCGUGGAGAACCUUUUUAACCUCACGCUGAGCUACAGACGGGAUGCGGACAUUUCUGUGAGAUAUCCACUCACCGUCAGCAAAAAGCCAAACGAGGACUUUGUGAUCCCGAAGAAGGACAAACUCCUCUGCUGGUUCGUGUCCAACCUUGCCCCUAGUACGGGGAUAGGGACCAGGAUGAGCUACUACAACGAGUUAAAGAAGUACAUCACCGUGAGAAUUUUUGGAAGAAUGUCUGGAGCGCGCAUGAAAGAUGAAGACUACUUCCCCACCAUGUCUACCUGUAAGUUCUACCUUUCUUUCGAGAACUCCGUCCACAAGGACUACAUCACAGAGAAAUUAAACGGUCCUCUUGCAGCCGGGACCGUCCCUGUCGUCUUGGGGCCGCCGAGACAAAAUUAUGAAGACUUUGCUCCGGGUAACUCCUUCAUUCACAUUGACGACUUCCCUAACGCUGAAGCGCUGGCUAAUUAUCUGCUCAAGCUGGACAAAGACGAUGAAGCUUACAAACGCUACUUCGAUUGGAGAAAACACGUGAGAGCGACUCCGCAUCUGACCUAUUGGAAUCAAGAGUUCAUCAUAUAUAUCUGCCACGCCUGUGAAUACAUUGGAAGGCACAGAGAGUACAAAGCUGCACAUGACAUCUACAAGUGGUGGUUUUCAUAAAGAAGACCUUGAACACUAUCAUUAUAUAUCAUUGGCUUAGAUUUCUUUGCGAGUUGAUAAUGAUUCCCGAACCCUAGCUCUAUUAAGUAAUUCCCUAUACUUUGUGAUCAUGUUAUCAUUCAAGAGUCACUCUACGAUGCCACAGGGUGGGCUAUUAUCAAAUAGGUAAAAUAUUACGGAUGUCAUCACUGCAUUCAAUAAGUGAAGUGAAUGUUAAUUUAUUCCUCAUUAUACGCACUGUGUAUUUCUAAGUUAUUUAAAACAUUGUUUUUAUAAAGUUAAUGGAAACAUUACAACAUUUGUGAACAAAACAACAACAACAACGUUAAAACGUUGUACAGUUGCUGUAUAAAUAUGUACAGAUUCAAUUUAAAAAAAAGUUGGAGUUAAGUGUUUCCAUAUUACAUCACACAAUAAAAUUAUAAACAAUUUAAGAAAUGAACAAAACGUAACAAGCUACAUAUAACAUAUACAUAUAAGGUUUUCUUUCUUUCUUUUUUUAAAAAAAAUAUUAAUUGUAGUCAGUGAACAUUUACUUUUAUAAUUCAGUACGUUUACAUGGACAACAAUACUCCACUAUUAACCUGAUUAAGACGAUACUCUGAUUAAAAAACUAGCGUGUAAACAGAAAUUUUUAAUCAUCUUAAUCCGGUUAAAGUCAUACUCGAAGUAAACACAAAUGGAAUUAAGGCGUGUCGAGUACUCCUAUUUUAGUCGCAUUAUCGACGUGCGUUUACAGACAUGUAAACGCCUUAAUCACACCAUUAACGUCGUGUGAGAGUUUUCACCGCAUUUUGCGACACUACACGUACACGCACGUCAGCGCUCAACCGUUUUACGGCAAACAAGAGAGUUCGGGUGCGUCUCAAACUGCAUACUUGCGUACUAGUAGGUGAAAUACAUGCAUCUCGGCUACUAUAUAGAAGGUAAGUACGCGGUUUGAGACGCACCCCACAGCUUCAAGCAGUAGUCUAUUAGCACGUUACAGCAUGACGGAUAAUUAACCGCACUGGAAGCGUUCGUAAAAAUGAAAAAUAGAAACACCAAAAACUAUAUAUACGGUAUCAUAACGAAGACCAACUGUAUGUCGAUACGGGGAAUUCUGCAGGGACGUCGGGCGUCGUGGCGCGGUGAUGUAAUGACGUGUGCUGUUAAUCUAAUUAUGUUCUAAAACGGGUAAAACGGGUACAUGAAAGGAGAAUUCUAAAAGCGACUCAUGUAAACACUUUAAUCACAUUAUUAUCUUACUCAGAGUAAGGACAUUAAUUAGAUCACGGCUGUCCAUGUGAACGUAGUCAGUGUUCAUUUUUAAUUGCGUACAGUCGCUAACAAUUUGGAAUUUUUUUUUUCAUGUAUUAGAACAAUAAAUGUAUAAACACCGUCUAUGAAUUAUACUGGCUUACAACUUACAUAGAACAGAAUUUUUUUUAUUUAUUUAUUUUUUUUUUUUAUAAAUAUAGCACUCAGUGGUCAUUUUUUAAAAUAUAUAUUUUAAUCAUUAAUAAAUAGUAUAGUUGAUUAAUACUUACGCACAGGUCAUUAUUAUUAGUGAAACAUGUCGUACAGUACACCACAGGGCAUGAUAAUGAAUAGUUAAAAUUUAAGACUAUCAACAAAUUACAUUAUUAAAAAUGGAAAUACUCAGGAAUUAGUACCACAUACAGAAAAAAAUAUAAAAAAAACAGCAAACAUUACAAGCACCGAUGUCACACUGAAAAUUAUUUAUUUAUUUGAUACGGUUAAACAUGAAGGUUCUUCUGCUACGUGGUUUCUAUGUAAGAUUGUUCUUAGUAGUGUAAUAUUAAUAAUAACGAAUGACUUCAUGAUUAUGCUGGAUUAUUUAUACCACGAUAAAGAGGCUAAUCUUGAUCGAAAAGCUCAAACCGCACCUGCUAAAGUACUCCUGAAGGACUAAACGUCGACAGUGUCGGGUUGAAUAAAACUCAGGAACUCAUGAACGUGCAGGACUUUUGCAAGAAAACGAACUAGGACAAACAGGAGAAUAAUAAUAAUAAGAAGAAUAAGAAUAAUAAUGAAGACAGCAGACUGACGGCUUAGAACGCACAUAACAUAACUAUCAUUUCGGUUUUAGCUUCUGUGUGUAGUUUAAUAUUGAGUGUUUGGUUGGGGAGUGGAAAGUUAUUGUUUGUUUGGGUUUUUUUUUUCUCUUUCUUUCUUUCGAAGAAUGCUGUGCCUUAUUUGUAACUACAAAGAAUUUGAUGUUCACUGAGUGAAUGAAACUCUGAGUCAUUGCGUCAUUUCCUAUCAGAGAAGGAACUCUGGACUACAGUUCCCUGCAGCCACUGGAACUCAUUGCAUCAUAGUCACAUGACCACCAGAAUCACAUUCGAGCAGUUCUGUGUACUGUAUAUUAGCCAGAGUUUGUACUGCACUCCUUGUCUAAUGUUUGACUUUCUUUAGCGUUAUCUCCGUUGCUGUAUUUAUGGUCUUUGUUGUAUGUUCAUUCCUAGCCGUGGUGUUUUUUGCCACUGGUUCUAAGUUCCAGGUUUGUCUUUGGUUGUGUUCAUAUUAAACGCUUUCACUUAUUUUCUCCA